This is a messenger RNA of Pieris rapae (cabbage white), 1060 nucleotides long. RefSeq names its product BTB/POZ domain-containing protein KCTD5 (gene inc). Gene Ontology annotation, cellular component: cytoplasm; Cul3-RING ubiquitin ligase complex. The record is from RefSeq and is a predicted model, not a curated record. Lineage: Eukaryota; Metazoa; Arthropoda; Insecta; Lepidoptera; Pieridae. Bases 42 to 695 code for a protein of 217 amino acids. Gene Ontology annotation, biological process: proteasome-mediated ubiquitin-dependent protein catabolic process; protein homooligomerization. Gene Ontology annotation, molecular function: cullin family protein binding. The transcript is spliced from 2 exons.
UCAUUGUCCAUUCCAUUGUAUUUGUUUAUGGUAUACUAACCAUGGCGGGUCACGUAGGUGGCGGUGGUUUUACUAAUGAAAAUAUACAAAGAUAUAACAAUGAAAGACGAAGUAGUAAACAGUGGGUUAAACUUAAUGUUGGUGGUACAUAUUUUCUAACAACCAAAACUACUUUGUCUAGGGACACUAACUCAUUUUUGUAUCGAUUAGUGCAAGAAGACAGUGACUUAAUUUCAGAUAGGGAUGAAACUGGAGCCUAUUUAAUAGAUAGAGAUCCUACGUAUUUCUCUCCAGUACUCAACUACUUACGGCACGGAAAGUUGGUCAUCAACAAUGACAUUGCUGAAGAGGGGGUUUUAGAAGAAGCAGAAUUUUAUAAUAUAACAGAGCUUAUUAAGUUAGUAAAAGAACGAAUAUCUCAAAGAGAAACAGGACCUUCGAAAGACUCCAAAAAUCAUGUGUACAGAGUCUUACAAUUUCAUGAAGAAGAGUUGACGCAAAUGGUUUCCUCUAUGUCUGACGGUUGGAAAUUUGAGCAAUUGAUAAAUAUUGGAUCUCAAUAUAAUUAUGGUACUGAAGACCAUGCUGAAUUCCUGUGUGUGGUUAGCAGAGAAUGUGGUAACAAUCCAAAUAGCAAUGACAUAGAACCUACAGAUCGAGCAAUGGUUCUUCAACAAAAGGGCUCAAGAAUUUGAAAUUACACUUUUGAAGUAGCAAUACUGUAAGUGAUAAUUAAGACAUUUUAAGUGUAAUAUUGUACAUAAUGUUGCAUGAACUUUAUGUGAAAGUGUUUUUAAUUCUUACAACUUUAAGUAUGCAUUGCAUAAAUUCAGUUAUAUGAUUUUACAGCUUUAUAUAAAUUUAUUCUGCCAAAGUGAUGAAUGAUAUUGUCUUUUCAAUAUUAUUAUUGUCCAAAUACUCAGUUUCAAGAAUGCUUAAAUUAUAUUGUAUGUAAAAUAGACAAAUAUUAUUAAUUGUUUAUCAUAAAAUGUUGUAUGUAAAAUAACUUUUAUGGGUGUAUGUUCUUUGGAUGAUUAAACAUGUUUGCUUGGUUUUCUGA